AUGUCAGCUUCAGCUGCUCCUCUGCUAAACGGCACCCUGCAUCCGACUGUGCAGCCCUUCAAUGAAGCCUCGGAAUAUGAGAAGAUACUUAGGAUACGCGAUGAGGUCUUUUCGGGAAACCAUGCACGACUCACAGUGCCUGCCCAUGCUCUCCGCAUCGCUUCUUCUCAGACACCCUUGGCCGUGUCCCAAUCCCGCUUCAACGUUCCUCCUCCCAUCCUCCCAAGUGCUUCGCCAGAUCGCGGUGCAGUUGCACAUUUGAGGCGUGAAGAAGAUUCUACGCAAACACAGACAAAAGCAGAUGGUGCCCCUGUCUCCUCCAGCCAACCCGCCAGUAAUGUUUCUGAGUUUGAUCCUGUCCUUUUGACAAAGUCAGAUGAUUUAGUUCGGGCCGAAUUCCAGCUGAAGCGACAGAGACUUGAAAAGGCGUUGAGAGAUCAGUUCGAGCACAAGAGACAGGAUGCCCGGAAAAAGCCUGCGCCCUCAGAGGCCAAGCCCGACUUUGAUCUCCCUGCCAUUCUUGCCAAAGUGUUGGAUGCCACCAAACCUCCUUCUUCCAAGGAGGAUGCUGAUGGCAGCGACUCUGUCGACGCGAAUUCUUUUUAUUCCAGCCGGGCUCCCGACUCAACACCCGAGAAUGGACCUCAAAGCUCGUCUGCCGAAGAUGGUGAAGAGGUAGAAGCUUAUGAGCCUCCCGGCCCGCCUGUUGUGAGUGCCGUCAUGGGCUCACCUUUGCAGCAGGCUCCUGAGAAUGCGGUCUCUACUAACAAUGCCACCUUUGCACUUGCUGCCGCGACGUCGUCGAAGCCCCACCCUCACACCCAACCCGCCACCAUCGACCUUGAUGACGAGGAGGAGGAAGGGGAGUACUCGCCUCCGGAGGCAACGGCGCAAUAUCCCACACCCAGUGUUGCCCAAUCUCAAGUCAUGCAAGGCAACCUAGACCCACGGAACCGGCCCCUACGCAGGUAUUCGGAAUUAGACGGCAGUUGGAAGAGACCCAUCUCACCAUCGGAGGCCAACAUGCGGAUUGUAAGGAAUCAAAUAACCUCCCCCUUUGCCCCUGUACCGUCGCGUGUCUCUCCUUUGGCUGUAGCUAAGGAUGCACCUUUCUCGCAGAAUGGUCGUCAACGACGAUCCCCCCGCAACGGCAGGGCAGGGUCUCCCACCAGUCCCGACGAUUCUCAACAACCGCACCCUAAGAAGAAGAGAAAGCUUGAAAAGCGGAACGAGAAGAAGGCUAGGCGAAACGGCAGAGUCUCCCCGGAUACUUUCCUCAAAGAAGAACAGGUUUCCCCUCCACCUUUCCACGACGUACAACCGCUUGGCUCAGCCGGACGACCAAUGGGUAGUGCUGAGCAACCUAUCUCACUGGACGAAGAGCCCAUGCAAGACGUCCGAUACAUGCCAGCUCCUGACCGGUAUGUGGAUUCUCCUUCACGGCCGCUUCCACGCCAUGUUGAACAGUUGAUGCCUCUGAGCGAGCCUCGCGCAGUUUCGAGGGUCGGCUUGAGGCCCAUGAGAGACGAAUCAGACUUGCGUCGAGUAGCGAGCAUGCACAACAUGCGGGCCGAAGGCGUCCGAGAGUAUGCCGACUCCUAUUACGAUACGCCUACCAGGGCCAGAGCGACAUCCUACGCGAGAACUGGCAGCCCAGCAAUACGAGAAGCGUCUCGGCUCGUGCCCAUGGAAUAUGCGCAGUCUCCCCAGGAGGUGCGAGUCAUGCGUUCACCGGCUCCGGUUUACCGUGAAAUAUAUGAGGAAGGGGAGCCUACGAUACGCUAUGCUGCCGAACCCAUGCCGCCACCUCCGGUCGAGAGGAUCGUGGUCGACCAAUAUGGCAGAAGAUUCCGCGAAGUAAUCCAGGAAAGGCCCUCGGUCGCUCCUAGGGCUACACCGGUUCGGAGGACAGAGGCGGACCCUGGCUACGAUCAUUACCGCACCGCCCGCGCAGGCUCAGUGUUCAUUGAACCUCCACCAGAGCGAACCUACACAUCCGAGAUGCCUCCGCCAUCCGUCGUCUACCGCCGGCCAAUGGAAGUUUCGCGUGCCUCGGUUGUUCCCGGGGCCGUCUCCCGAGAGUAUGCGGAGCCAGGUCCCUUACCACGAAGCUCCAGUGUACAGAUCGACCGAACCAUGCGAUCCGCUAUCUACCCAGACGAGCAGUCCGAUUUUCGCGACCCUCUCAGAAUGGGCAGCGUACGACCCCCAGCAAUGCGGUAUGAAGAGUCUCAACCGAUGGAGAUGAUGUCGCGGGCUCAGAGUGUUCGACCUGUGAUGCGCGAACGAAGUGUCUUUGUAGAGGGCAGGCCAUCCGUCGGCCACAGAUACGUCCCUGCUGAAGAACCCCGAUACCGUGUGGUGGAGCCUCACAUGAGAUAUUUGGAUGCGCCGGACAGAGAAAUGGAACCUAUGGAUGACUCGAUGGUGGGAGAGCGGAGAAUUGUGGAGAGAUACUGA
Capronia coronata CBS 617.96 is the source of this 2460-nucleotide messenger RNA. RefSeq lists its product as uncharacterized. Bases 1 to 2460 code for a protein of 819 amino acids. The transcript has a single exon. The record is from RefSeq and is a predicted model, not a curated record. Lineage: Eukaryota; Fungi; Ascomycota; Eurotiomycetes; Chaetothyriales; Herpotrichiellaceae.